Molecule: messenger RNA, 1797 nt
Organism: Linderina pennispora
Lineage: Eukaryota; Fungi; Kickxellomycota; Kickxellomycetes; Kickxellales; Kickxellaceae
Exons: 1
Coding region: 371-1453 (360 amino acids)
Source: RefSeq, a predicted model, not a curated record
UGCCGCAGGAGCGACCAGUUUGUCGAUGCCGGGGAUAUGGCAGGCGCCGCCAAGCCUGGCAACGGGUUCUUUGUGUCUCCUGCAGACGAGGAGGCACGGUUAGAGCGUACCAGACGGAAACUGCUGAUGCUGCAUAUGGUGCAUCUGGUCGCGGUCGAGUUUGGCGCCAGCAUGCGGCCGGCAGUGUUUGUACCUGUCGUGGAACGGGCCACGCAGGACAAGGCAUUUGAGGUGCGGCGUGACGCGGCGGCUGUGCUGGGCUCGCUGGCCAAAGCAGUGUCGGUGGACCUGGCGCUAGAUGUUCUGUUCCAGUGCUUCCUGAACCUUUCGCAGGACCCUAUUUGGCAAGUCAGGCAGAGUGCAGCCCGCCAUGCGCUUCCUGGCCUGGCGCUUGUGUUGGCGGUUAGAAGCGAGCGCAGCACAGGGGUCGCUGCGAGGAAGGCAGAGCACCAGCGCAAACACUCGCUGCAGUGGUUCGCCAAGUCGCCACCAAUGGCCCCUACAAGUAGCACCGGACAGGCCGACAUGUCGCUCGCCAUCAUACCGCCGCUGGACAACCGCCAACCGUCGGAUCCCAUCGCAGGAAUUCAUGUUUAAGAACACGCCAGCGCGCUCGGUUCCCGACAAGCAAUGGCUGCAGCUGGUAGAUCGACUCGCGGGCCCGCGCGAGCCCUCGCACCAUGUCCGUGCAGCGGUGUUUGAGUCGAUAGGGAAGCUGGCGCUGGCGCUGGUUGAUUGUCCUCGCACACGCGAUGCGCUGGUGACACUGGCAGUCAACGAUGUGCAGCGAGUCAGCGGCGACCAGGGCUCGGGAAAGUUUGGGCUUUUUGGCUCGCACCAUAGCCUACAGGAUCUUGAUGACGAAGACGAGGAGCUUGACGAGGAGACGGCAGCAGCUGAGGAGGAGAGCAUGGUCAUGUCGCGGGCGCUAGGCGAAAUCCACGGGUCGCCGUCAAUGCGAAACCGAGGCAGCGGCUCAAUCGGCCGCGGGGCCAGUCUGGUUGGUGGGCCUCAGACAGCAGUCAAUGGGCGGGUGGCCAAGUUCCGCGCGCAGCGAGCUGUCACCAAGGACGUCAUUUACCAGUGUGCCUACAACCUCCCGGCCCUUCUGGCAGCUCUGGGCCCGCAGGGCUGGGACCGUCUGCGCGACGUGUAUAUGCAGCUGAGCAAGGCUGAGCACUAUGAGGCACGGCGCUCACUGGCGUGCUCGCUGCAUGAGGUGGCCAGAAUCCUGGCUGCUGAGUCGCAACCCUCGACAUCAGCACCGUCGGAUCAGCAGCAGCCGCCUGCCGCCGCAACAUCAGCAUCAGCCGGCAUUCAGCGCCGACCUGGAAAGCGUGCUGUGUUUGUUUUUGAUCGACGGCACCGAGAUAAAAGAUGGGAGCACUGGCGCAUCUGGGCGACACGCUUACCUGGCUCACGCCGACCAGCCGCAUCCGAUGCCUUCCGAUGAUCAUGCAGGUAUUCAAGCACGACGGCAAGCAGUGGCGGACACGCGAGCUGAUGGCAACGCAGCUGGUCAAGCUGUGCCAUCUGUUCCCGGCCUCGGUCGUCGUCGGCAGCCUGCUGCCACAGGCCGUCGAGUGGGCCCACGACCCGGUAGCCGGUGUGCGCGCAGCAGUGGCCCCAGCAUUCCCUAUCAUGUUUGAGCUGACCAAGCUGGAUCCAACCACGCAGGUCAAGUUCUUCGAGACUGUCAUUUCCUUCUCGCAUGCCAGCACGUUCCGCGGCCGUCUGUUCUUUAUUGAGAUUUGCUUCGGCUCUGCUGGCCCACGACCAGGAUCCGAAUGCCGACCC